AUGGUUUUACUUUUAAAUGCAGAUUCGAUAUUUGAAGAGAAAAAUAUUCAACGCUGGAUCUAUAUCAUCGGUGUGGUACUUUUUAUUGCAUUUAUUAUCGGAAGCUGGAAGAAUUAUGUUGAUUCAGAUUAUCAACUUUUCCACUGGCAUGUCCCACUUGCAACUAUCAUUCCGACUCAUGUGUUAUGCGUAUUGGUGCCAUAUCGAGACCGUGAGACAGAAUUGCAAAUAUUCGUUCCUCACAUUGAUGAUUUUCUCAAUGAACAAAAUGUCCUUCAUAAGAUAAUUGUUUUAAAUCAGACUGAUGCGUUAAGGUUCAAUCGAGCAUCGCUAAUUAAUGUUGGAUGGUAUGAAGCUGAUCGAGUAGGAUGUGAUUAUUUAGUCAUGCAUGAUGUCGAUCUUUUACCUCUAAAUCCACAGUUAGAUUACUCAUACCCAGGAAAAGGUAUUAUUCGACACAUAUCUUCUCCAGAAUAUCAUCCGAAGUACAAUUAUACGAAGUUUAUUGGCGGUAUUUUGCUUUUGACAAUGUCCGAUUAUAAAAUAGUGAAUGGCAUGUCAAAUAAGUACUGGGGCUGGGGUCUGGAAGACGACGAAUUUUAUCUUCGUUUAAGGGAUGCAAAUUUGCUCUCAUCUUUACAAAGGCCGGUGAAUUUAACAACAAAUCGUUCCAAUACUUUUCGUCAUAUACACGAUUCAAAGCUACGAAAGAGAGAUGUCAAAAAAUACGGGAAUCAAAAACAAAUGACUCGCAAGAGAGACCGCAUUAGUGGUUUGCAUUCUGUGAAAUAUCGUAUUGUUGGACGAAAUCUGCUCAAUUUUCGAAAGCGACCAGUGGUUUCUGUGCUCAAUAUUGAAUUAGAAUGUGACUUGAAAUGGACUGAUUAUUGCAAAGCCUGA
This is a messenger RNA of Acanthocheilonema viteae, 900 nucleotides long. NCBI's taxonomy places the organism in Eukaryota, Metazoa, Nematoda, Chromadorea, Rhabditida, Onchocercidae. The record is from the annotation of a GenBank genome assembly.